AUGCACUUCAGCACCAGCAACAUCCUUUCCAGCCUCCUGCUCGUGAGCAGUGCCGUUGCCACUCCCGUCGCCAUCCUCGAGGACCGGGACAUUGAGGGCCGCGCAGUCCCCGUCGGCCAGGCCAUCUUCAAGUGCACAGUCCCCGGCACCAUUGCCCUCACUUUCGACGAUGGCCCAUACGCCUACACCCAGAAGUGCCUGAACCUUCUCAAGGACGCUGGCAUGCGUGCCACCUUCUUCGUCAACGGUCAGAAUGUCGACACCAUCACCAACCGUGCUCCUGCCAUCCAGCGCAUCAUGACCGAGGGCCACCAGCUCGGUUCGCACACAUGGAGCCACCCCUACCUCACCCAGCUCAACGAGGCCCAGGUCCGCACCCAGAUGCUCCAGCUUGAGAACACCCUGCUCCAGAUGACUGGCAAGAUCCCCACCUACAUGCGCCCUCCUUACUUCGACUACAACCAGCAGACGCUCAACAUCAUGGGCUCUCUCGGCUACAAGGUCAUCCACGCCAGCAUCGACACCCUCGACUGGCAGUGGCACGAGCCGAACAACUUCCAGCAGGCCGUCGAGAAGUUCCGCACCGAGCUCAACGCCGGCGGCUCCAUCUCGCUGACCCACGACAUCCACUACGGCACCGUCAACUACAUCCUGCCCGAGCUCAUCAAGAUCGUCAAGAACCGCGGCCUCCGCGCCGUCACGGUCGGCGAGUGCCUCGGCGACCCGGUCGCCAACUGGUACCGCGGCGCCCGCACCAGCACUCCUCCCCCGGCCCAGAACCCGCCUUCCAAUGGCGGCGGCAACAUCGGCCCCGGCGGUGCCUGCGGUGGCAACAACCGCUACAACUGCGCCUCGGGCCAGUGCUGCAGCCAGUACGGCUACUGCGGAACCACCACCGAGUACUGCGGUGCUGGCUGCCAGCCUCUCUUCGGCCGCUGCAACUAA
Molecule: messenger RNA, 945 nt
Organism: Microdochium trichocladiopsis
Lineage: Eukaryota; Fungi; Ascomycota; Sordariomycetes; Xylariales; Microdochiaceae
Exons: 3
Coding region: 1-945 (314 amino acids)
Biological process (GO): carbohydrate metabolic process
Molecular function (GO): chitin binding; hydrolase activity, acting on carbon-nitrogen (but not peptide) bonds
Source: RefSeq, a predicted model, not a curated record